AUACCACAUUAAUUCCUAGCAUUUUCAUGAAUGAGCGCCACAAAAGCGCCAACAAUAUGUGAUGAAUAUGCAUGUGAGCAGCGUACUUGGAAAGUGAAAAGUAAAUCUAAUUUCAAACUUGUGUGCGCUUGUGUUUAUGGUGAAGAGUGUGAAAUUCGCUGAAAAUUGAUAACAAAUAUAAGUUUAUGGGAGAAUUGAUUUUAAUUAUUUAGAAGCACGUAGCAGUGCUGAAAGUGCUAUAAAGGCAUUCGCGCUUUUGCUUUCGCCGCACAAGUGUGCUGAUCUCUCUGGGGUGUGUUAAACAAUUUGCAUUGCUAAAUAAAAUUUAAUAAAACGAAAUAAAAAAGUGUGCGGCGCUCAACUAACACAUCGUGUAUGCAGACAACGUAAAUGUUAAUUUGUCUUCUGAUUCUGUUGCGUCGCAUUAAUUUACACACAUAUGCAUGUAAAUAGAUAAAAAUUAUCAACUUGUAUAAAUAUCUUCCGAUGGGGCACCGUUCCAGCAAAUUAUCUGCUGGCCUCACCAACGGUAACAAGAGCUCAAUUAAAGAAACAACAACAUCGUCUAAAUUAUCCAAACAUUCGUCUCAUCGUCAUUCUUCACGUUUUCCCAAAUCGUCUUCACCUGCCAAUAGUGAACAAUCUAACAAGAUCUAUAGAAAUUCAGUAGCAUCACUGACCAGCAAUAACGUCGCUGCUGUCUACGGUGAUAAGUUCUUACCGAUUUUGCGUUUGGAUAGCGAUUCAAUAGCCGAGAGUUCAAAUCUGUCAUCAGUGACCAGCAGUUCAUCCGGUCAGAUUAUUAUAAAAAUACAUUUCAAAACACAUUCACCGUCAGAGAUGGAUAAUGCACAACAAAACUUGGUGGACACAAAUUCCAAUAAGUUAACGCAUACUACAGAAAGUGCUGGUGUUGUGGAAGCUGCAGGCAGCUCCAUUAAUUCAAUGUUGAACAAUAACAACACCAACAACAGUAGAACGUCACUACCGAAUAAUUUAAAUUUGUUACGCAUUACGGAACCUUUGGCGGAGCAGGAAGCGGAUGGUGCUGGCAAUGUUGAGUACUACGAGGUAGCGGAAGACAACACUGCUGUAACUCAAAGCAGGUCAACGGCAAGCAGUCGUCGUCAAAAAGCCAAGUCGGCUUUCAUGAAUUUCAAGAGCAUGCUGGAAUCCUCAUCCUCAAGCAGUUGUAAGACGCGUCUAUCAAAUAGCAACAACAAUAAUCAUAGCACCGAUAGCAGCUCUAAUCAUUCCCGAAACAACACACAAAUGCUGCCAGUCUCAGCUGAAGAACAUUUACGACAGAAGCAAUUCCGGCCGGCCAGCAGCGAUGUCAGAAUGUCACUACCCACGCCCAGCUCUUCCAGCUUUCAACGUGAUAGUGCUGUUAGUAACGUUAAUUCUAUGACAACUUCCACCUCACAUACUCCAACUCCCGUAUCGAUAACUACCUCAAACACAGCGCAGCCACCAACAAAUGAUCAACUAGCCUUUUGGGCGUCCAACAAAGAUUUGAUAAUCUCUUCCAUAAAUGUAGUGGUUUGUCCAACACCAGCAACACCGGCGGUGACUGUGACGGCGACGACAAGCAAGUCUGCAGACCGUGUACCGACAACGGCGAAUCGAAGCGGUAUUAGAAACGAAAACGCCUUAGUGGGCGAAGAAAAAUGCAGCAGUAAUCAGCAAAGAGAUGGUGAAGUUCACGAGCACACAAAUAUGCCACAAACUUCAGCGACGAAGAAAGCCGCACGUGUCUUAUCCACAGCGACAUCGCCCAUUGUACAUUCACAAAUCGAUUUUGUACACUACCUCGUGCCAGAUUUGGAGCGUAUUUUCAAUUCGAGUUUCUACUGGGGCAAAAUGGAUCGCUAUGAGGCUGAACGCUUGCUGGAGGGCAAGCCUGAGGGCACAUUUUUGCUCCGCGAUUCUGCGCAAGAGGAGUACCUGUUCUCGGUAACAUUCCGCAAGUACGGACGUUCAUUACAUGCGCGCAUCGAACAGAGUGGCCACAAAUUUAGUUUCGACAGUCAUGACCCAGCCGUAUUCAGCACAUCCACAGUGACCGGUUUGUUGGAGCAUUACAAAGAUCCCGGCAGUGUUAUGUUCUUCGAGCCAAUGCUGACCGUACCAUUCCACCGCAAAAAAGUAUUCUCCUUGCAGCAGUUGGCACGCGCCGCCAUUGUAUCGAACACCACCUACGACGGUGUAACCGGACUGGAGCUGCCAGUGUGCCUAAAAUCCUACCUUAAAGAGUACCACUACAAACAGAAAUUGCGCGUGAAACUACUCGACGAAAGACUACUCACAUAUACCUAGUGUCCGCUAAACGCGGCCAAUUAUCGGGCCGCCAUUGUGACCGGCACAAAUGCAGUGAGUGCCACCGCUGGCGCCAGUGAUGCUGGUCGCAUCAUGUUGCAUGCUACUACGUUUGGCGUAAAUGUUGGUGAUGGCAGUGGUGUGGGGAGUAAUUUUGUUGACGGUUUAGUGAAUAUGCGUGUGGUAUCGGUGGAGGCGUUGCACGACCUUGUCGAUCUCGAAGAUCUGCAGCAUGCAAACACAUUCGUUACAUAUGUACAACACUCGACUGUAGUGGAACAAUUGAACACGCAAAGCAGUAGUUGUGCCAGCAACGACGCAUGCACGAAACGUCAACGACGUCAACAACUGCUGAAAAUACCGAAUCGCAUGACAGAAUUACUAAGCCGUGUAACAGCGAAUUUGAACUGUUACAACAAUAUGCAACGUCACCGUAGGCACCGUCAAACCGAAAGCAUGCCAACGCAAAACCAACAAAACUAAGCUAAACAAAUUUACUACAUAAAUAAAUAUAUACAUAUAAGACAAUCCCAGUGAAUACGAGAAUCAAAAUAGCAACAAACAAAAACUCCAAAUGAUGUGAGACGGGCGUAAUGCACAAAGCAGCAGUAUCAAGCGAGAAAAGCUUACACUCUUUUUUUUUUGUUUUUAAUUUAUAUUGUAAAUGAUGAGGUAUCAAAAUAGUAUUAAGCAGCAGUUAUGUGUUACGGUGAUAUUUUGUUGUAGCCAGUCGGCAAGCGGCGCUUAAGUGUAAAUUCAUGCUCAAAGCACGAGUCUACACACUUAAGUGCUGCAAUUGGCCAACUGGUUGUGUGCACACAAAAUGCAUUUGCGAAAAUAGUAUUUAUGCUAGUUAACUGGUAGCUUAGUUUAAUGUUGAAUAUAAAUCUAUUAAAAUUGUACGUAAUAUAAAAUGUGCAUAUAUGUAUCUGUAUAUGUAGCUAUGUUAUACGCUUGUUACUAUAUUAAUUCAUAGAAUUUUCGUUUAGUUCAUUUAAAUGUAAAAACAAAGCGCUAGUUUUAUGAUUAUAGCUAAUUUCAUUAUUUAUUUUGCCCAUAAAUGUAUGUAGUUCUAUUUAUAACAAUUCCGACAUUCGUGCAUCUAUGAGCUCUCUACUCUCUCUCUCUCUAUAUCAUUACAUCAUGCCUAUUCAUGUAGCCAGCUAAGGCAUAACACCUUUCUUCGAAUCCUUAAUGAUUUAUUUAUUUAUUUUUUUCUUUGUUAUAUUCAAUAAAAAAAAAACUUAUAAAUCAAUUGAUUGUAAAUA
Zeugodacus cucurbitae (melon fly) is the source of this 3587-nucleotide messenger RNA. RefSeq lists its product as uncharacterized. Lineage: Eukaryota; Metazoa; Arthropoda; Insecta; Diptera; Tephritidae. The transcript has 3 exons. The coding region runs from base 487 to 2319 and encodes 610 amino acids. The record is from RefSeq and is a predicted model, not a curated record. Gene Ontology annotation, molecular function: 1-phosphatidylinositol-3-kinase regulator activity. Gene Ontology annotation, biological process: phosphatidylinositol phosphate biosynthetic process; intracellular signal transduction. Gene Ontology annotation, cellular component: phosphatidylinositol 3-kinase complex.